AUGGAGAUUGAAACAAAGGUAAUCUCAAUUGAAACCAUCAAACCAUCUUCUCCAACCCCAAAAUCCAUGCAAAAACACCAACUCUCAUUCAUUGAUCAAAUAUUUGCACCUGUCUUGAUGCCCAUUGUCUACUUCUACCCAUCAAACUCCAAAUUCCCCACAUCCCUAAUCUCAAACCACCUCAAAAAAUCCCUAUCGAAAACCCUCUCCAUUUACUACCCCCUCGCCGGCCGCCUCGUCGGCAACCUCCACGUCGACUGCAAUGACGCCGGCAUCCCAUUCGCUGAAGCCGAAGCAAACUGCACUAUCUCUCGAGCCGUCACCAAUCCAGACCCCAAAAACACCUACAAAUUUGCAAUCUCCCCCAAAACCCUAGGCCUAUGCAUGGCGGUUCAACUCACCUACUUCCGCUGCGGCGGCGUCUCAUUCUCGCACAAACUGGGCGACGCUUUAAGCGCCUUCAUGAUCGCCAAGACCUGGUCCACCACCGCCGCCGCCGGUGACACACUGCCGAAGUUUAACGCGGCCGCCUAUUUUCCGCCACGGGAUAAUAUCCCCGUGGACCGGGCCAUCCCGGAACCGUCAAUGGGAGAAGAUCUCGUGGCGGGAAUAUUUUCGUUCCCGGAGUCCGAGAUCGCGGCUCUCCAGGAAAGAUACUCCUCUGUGGGGGACGGGUGGAGGCCUUGACGGCUUUUAUAUGGACCCGGUUCAUGGGCGUGAGAUCCGAACCGGUUAAAAAGUGUGCGUUGUUGCAUUUAGUGAACGUGCGGGCGCAGGUGGACCCGCCGAUGUCGAAACAUAACUUUGGGAA
Salvia hispanica is the source of this 811-nucleotide messenger RNA. Lineage: Eukaryota; Viridiplantae; Streptophyta; Magnoliopsida; Lamiales; Lamiaceae. The record is from RefSeq and is a predicted model, not a curated record.